CCGUCGUCAACAUCUUCUAUCUCUUUCGCACACUAGCUAAAUUUGUGAUGUCUCAACUAUACCUGUCCUUGUCUGUCAUGAAUGAAGGGAGUGCCUAGGCAGGCAGCGCCCGGUGGCCAUCUUCUUCAGUACGCUUUCGAUAUUCGUGAAGUCAACACGUCACUCAAAAUCAUGGGCGAACUAACAUCAAUGGGAGCCCUUGCUGCAGUACCUUGCGUAGAAGAUAAAGAAGAAAGUUGUUUGUCGGCGGUUGUUGCUUCGUUAGACGAAAACUUCCCAAGCGAUUGGAGGGAUUGGAAGGUGUACAGUUAUACUUUCGAAGAUCUGUUUGGGGGUAACCAAGUCCCGCCAGCAAUAGAAGCGAAACUUAGGUUCGCCAUCCCUACAGUAGAUCUGGCACGAGCUUUCAACCCAUCUACAACAUCUCUGUCUGAGCGAUCAUAUAGAGCAAUAAGGAUGACCAUUCUAAAAUGGCCUCUGGGAAGAGCCCUUCUCUACGCACCACACAACUUAAUGGAGAAAAUACAUUCCCCUUCCUAUGAUUCCUUUAUGAACACUGUCAGGGAGCUAAAACCGAAACUCACAAAAAGGCGGGAAGCUUCCUUGGAGUUGGAGCAUCUCAGUCCGCAAACGGAAGUGAGGGGCCCUUCUACGGCCAUGAAAAGAUCAAUGGAGAUUCCUGUCGAAGUGCAUCAUAGCGAAGCAAAGCGUAAAGCUUAUGCAAACGUCUUAAGCUCACCUGAUCGUUCACAGUCCCAUGUCGCACCAACGCAAGGUAGUAGCGAACACCUACUCGCUUCUGUGCUGAGUCAACAAAUGUUACUGUUUAACAAAAUGCUCAGCUUGCAGACGGAGCAAAAUAAAAAUAUCAAAACUAUCAUACAAAACCAGCAGCAGAGAGUUGCGUCGGACAAACCCCAGUCCUCUGAAGACGAACUUGAUAAGUCACAUGACUCUCUGCCGGAUAGUACACAAUCUGUAGAGGAGAAAGACGACCAGCUCCACGGAAGUGAAACCUCUCCCCAUUGGUCCGACACAAGCAAAACUAAAGAAGAUAAUCUAAGAAGAAAGAUUGCCGAAGCGCAGAGAGAACUAGCGAGUUUAACGGGAGACAAGAACAUUGGUCCUACCGCUUUUGAUUUUACGCCAUCCACUAUGGAGCAAGAACCUAAAGUUGCGCGAGCAGAUCCUAUGGCCAUAAAGCACGGUUUGAGUUGCCAGAGACUAGGUGAGAGCAGUUGGUGUAACGUGAGAUAUGCGGAUGUCCAAAAACAGUUCCAAGCGACACCAGUUUUUACUUCUUUAAAACCUAACAAUCUCUUGGCAGAAAUUACUCCAAAUUGGAAAUCAGUUGAGAUUCUAGAAAAAUCUGAUCUCACUUUAGGAGCCAUAACAAAUGGACUCAUUCAGCAGAGGAUGAUCUUCCAAAAACUCUUAGAUAGCCUCCCAAUAGACAUCAAAAAUGUUGUUGGCCGCGAUUUCGUGGCGGCCAAUUCGGAAUUCAGGAAGAACUCGGAUGCCCUUCUGCAAUACGUGUGUGGUCGACGAGCAGAGGUCAUAAAACAGAGGAGAGAGGUCUAUAAACCUACCAAUAAAGCUUUACGGGGUACCCUACAUGAUAUUCCCCCAUCAGGAACCCAUCUGUUCGAAGAAAAAUCCCUGACAGAGGUGGUAAAAGAGUUGGGAGGUAUGCAUAAACUUUUUCCUAUUAAGAAAAAGUCAUACACAAACAAGAAACCGAUACCACAAGGGGCGAAACCUAAAACCUCUCAGCCGGGCCACCAUCGAUUUCGUGAUUCACGAAAUGCUACAAAAAGAGACCCGCCGUAUAAAAGGGGGGCGGAAGAUAAGGGACGCCGUCAAAAACCCUUUCCCUAUCGAACGCACCAGGGGAAAAAGGAGGGAGCCAGUAGGAAAUGACUCUUUCACUGCAGGAUGCCUAGCCAGUUUCGUGGAUCAGUGGGAAAAGGCGCCAGUGAAU
Molecule: messenger RNA, 1981 nt
Organism: Maniola jurtina (meadow brown)
Lineage: Eukaryota; Metazoa; Arthropoda; Insecta; Lepidoptera; Nymphalidae
Exons: 2
Coding region: 82-1920 (612 amino acids)
Source: RefSeq, a predicted model, not a curated record